AGCUCACCUGUGCAGGGUGAAUUAGUGCUGUCAGAACUCACCUGUUGAAGGUGGUUGGGGGGUAGUUUUCGCCCUCUAUGCGGAUGUCCGGGUACAGCUGGCUGAUGGCUCUGGAGUACUCCUGGAACACUUUACUGUAACCUCAGGAGAUACUGAAAUCAAAAGAGGACACACCUGAGAGAUUUUAUUUUAAGACGUCAUAUCUCCACGACACGAGGGAUAAACAGUGUGACGUCACAUUCGUGCGACAGGCUGCUUCCUGCCGCUGGAGGAGGUAAAGGUGAAGGAGCAAUAAAACCUGAAUAAGGGUCGGAUCCCCCUCACAGGAACUCCUCCAAGAACAGGGUCCAGGUCACCUGACGGCUCACGUCACACAGGACAGGUUACCAUGGUGAUUGCGGGGGGGUUAAUAAGGUCCUGUGUCCUGAAGCCCCGCCUCCUGAAGCCCCGCCCCCUGGACUUUUCUGGACAAGGAUUCAGUUUUUCCCCAGUUCACAGAGAGUCACCUUCACCUGCUCACAGUCUCUCUGCACCUCUUUCUGCUGGACUCCCAUCAUGCAGGCUCAAGAGGGUACCUGUCAGGGACCUGUCCGGUGUCUGGACGGCGUCAGGACUCAGGGACCAGUCAGGUGCCCCAUUGGUGUCAGGACUCAGGGAGCUGUCAGGUGCCCCAAUGGCAUCAGGACUCAGGGACCUGUCGGGUGCCCCUACGGCGUCAGGACUCGGGGACCUGUCAGGUGUCUGGACAGCAUCAGGACUCAGGGACCUGUCAGGUGCCCCGACGGCGUCAGGAAUCAGGGACCAGUCAGGUGCCCUUGCGGCGUCAGGAUUCAGGGACCUGUCAGGUGCCCCGUGGGCUCCAGGACUCAGGAACCUGUCAGGUGUCUGGACAGGUUCAGGAGUGAGGAGGUUCUCGGGUGUCUGGACGGGUUCAGGAGUGAGGAGGUUCUCAGGUGUCUGGACGGGUUCAGGAGCGAGGGGGUUCUCAGGUGUUGCAGGUGAUGAAGGAUCAGCCGGCUGGUACAGCGUUGUGUCGGACUCGGCUCUGGUCCACCUGUGUGAGCACUUCCUGGUGAGCGUGCAGCAGGUGAGCGGGCUGCCGUGGUGGUCUAGCAUCAUCGUGGCGACGCUGUCAGUCAGAACGCUCGUCACUCUGCCGCUCGCCGCCUACCAGAUGGUCAUCAUCGCCAAGGUGGAGGCCCUGAAGGCGGAGGUCUCUGAACUCGCCAAGAGACUCAAAUAUGAAGUCUCAGUCCGAGCAAGAGAGAGAGGCUGGACGGAGAAACAGAGCAGGUUCCAGUUCAAGAAGAAUCUGCGUCGUCUGGUCUCUCAGCUCUACAUCCGGGACAACUGUCACCCCUUCAAAGCCAGUCUACUGGUCUGGGUCCAGCUCCCCUUGUGGAUCAGCCUAUCCUUUGCCCUCAGAAACCUGAGUCUUGAUCAGUCCACACAACACUCCGGUCUGGCGGCAGGGGGAGCGCUGUGGUUCCCCAACCUCACUGCACCGGACUCUACCUGGAUCCUACCGGUCUGCCUCGGACUCACAAACCUGCUCAUCGUAGAGGUGUUUUCUCUCCAGCGGGUCGACCCGACGCGUUUCCAGAAGUUUCUGACGAAUUUCAUUCGAACGAUUUCAGUCCUGAUGAUCCCCGUCGCCGCAACAGUCCCCUCAUCCAUGGCUCUGUACUGGUUUGUCUCCAGCCUGGUCGGGUUCAGUCACAACCUUCUCCUUCGAUCUCCGACGGUCCACAAAAUCCUCAGACUGAGAACUCAAAGAUCUGAGUCCCCGUACCGAGACCUGCUGUCUGCCUUCACCAACAAGUACUUCAAAUAAAUACUACAGAGUACUGUAAACAAAUACUGCAGAGUACUGUAAACAAAUACUACAGAGUACUGUAAACAAAUACUGAACGUACUGUGACUAAAUCAACAAAUACUGCAGCCUGUUUGGAACAGCUCAUGACAUUUGAUCCUGUUAAAAGAAUCACUGCUCUGAAUGUGAACUGAUGAAGUCUGAUGUUAUACAAGUGUACUCCUGCUGUAAAUACACAAAUGAAAUAUGCUCUGUGUGUGUGUGUGUGUGUGUGUGUGUGUGUGUAACUUCCUGCUCCAUGUGAACACAGUUUGAACAAAUACAGGAAGAUUAAAUUUGACCUCUGCCUUGAAA
Messenger RNA from Notolabrus celidotus (New Zealand spotty), 2167 nucleotides. Its product is annotated as cytochrome c oxidase assembly protein COX18, mitochondrial. The record is from RefSeq and is a predicted model, not a curated record. Gene Ontology annotation, molecular function: membrane insertase activity. Gene Ontology annotation, cellular component: mitochondrial inner membrane. Lineage: Eukaryota; Metazoa; Chordata; Actinopteri; Labriformes; Labridae. The transcript is spliced from 8 exons. Gene Ontology annotation, biological process: protein insertion into mitochondrial inner membrane from matrix; mitochondrial respiratory chain complex IV assembly. The coding region runs from base 389 to 1834 and encodes 481 amino acids.